Neoarius graeffei (lesser salmon catfish) is the source of this 2886-nucleotide messenger RNA. RefSeq names its product espin like b (gene espnlb). Gene Ontology annotation, molecular function: actin filament binding. Lineage: Eukaryota; Metazoa; Chordata; Actinopteri; Siluriformes; Ariidae. Gene Ontology annotation, cellular component: cytoplasm. Gene Ontology annotation, biological process: actin filament bundle assembly. The record is from RefSeq and is a predicted model, not a curated record.
AUGCUUCACAAAGCGAUCCAGGCGGCACGUGAGGGCGAUCUGGAAGCUCUCAGGAUCCUGCGGGCAUCUGGGGUUCUCACACCAGGCAUCGCUGAUGAUCAGGGGGCCACAGUGGUUCAUCAUGCUGCACGUGGAGGGCAGAUAGAGUGUCUGCACUUCCUGGUGAAAGAGGCAAACUUCAAAGGGAACGCACGCGCCAGAAACGGAGCCACGGCCGCCCACGAUGCCGCCGCCACCGGGCACGUGCAGGAGCUGCAGUGGCUGCUGGUACACGGGGGGUGCAGUCUGGAGGAUCAGGAUGGUGAAGGAGCCACAGCUCUGCACUUGGCGACUCGGUUCGGUCGUGCUGAGGCUCUGCAGUGGCUCCUGACUGCAGGGGGCAGCGCUGAGCUCCAGACCCACUCUGGGGCUCUUCCUGUUCACUAUGCCGCUGCAAGCGGAGACCUCACCUGCCUCAAACUGCUCGUGUCCCAUUCACCACGCUGUGUGGACCAUCAGAUGCACACCGGAGCCACGCCCCUUUACCUGGCCUGUCAGGAGGGGCAUCUGCAUGUGGUAGAGUUUCUGGUGAAGGACUGCAGUGCAAACGUCCAUCUGCAGGCCCGAGACGGGAUGAACGCCCUGCAUGCUGCCGCCCACAUGGGCCACCAUGCCCUGGUGGUCUGGCUGGCGUCCUUCACAGACGUGGACUUGUCAUGUCAGGAUGUGAACGGAGCCACAGCGCUGCACUUCGCUGCCAGUGAGGGACACCAUCGCAUCCUGGAGCGUCUGCUGUUCAUGGGCGCCCAAAUCCUGACAGACCGCUGGGGCGGGACACCACUGCAUGACGCUGCAGAGAACGGAGAACUCAAGUGUUGUCGGAUCCUGAUGGAGCAUCACGUCAGUCCACUGGAGAAGGACGUGGAUGGGUUCAGUGCAGUGGAUCUGGCAGAAUAUAACGGCCACCGUGAAUGUCCGCUCUCCUCCAAGCACCUCAGGUGGGUUCAGAACCUGUGUCAGCCGGUGAAGGAGGUUCAUCCUCAGCCUCACCUCUAUCCAUUCAACCCUGAUUCUUCAACCUCACAAUCCACUAGAACUGGAAUGAACUCCAUUCAACAUGUCCAAGUGGCAUCAGCAGUUGUGUCCACCAUGAGAAAGUACUCAGAGGAAAGAGAGACACCGGCGCCUCAAAAGAAGUCCAUAAGAUCCUGGAGACAUGCAGGAAUAACAGCAGUCUUUACUAGACAUGUGAAACAUGACAAUGGAAUGGUUGCACUCCCAGCAGAGGAGGUGAAUCUCGCUGAUAUAGACUCAUUGGUUCCGACACAUGAUGAACAUGGCAGACCUAUUGCAGAGUGGAAGAGGCAAGUGAUGGUGCGUAAACUUCAAGCAAGGCUUCAAGAUGAUGAAGACCAAUGGAGAAAGGAUGACAAUGCUAUGGAUGGCUGGAGAUACUCCAAGGUUCACAAUGCUAUUUUGGGCCCCUUUGGUGAGUUGCUAACAGAGGAUGACUUGGUCUACUUGGAGGGACAGAUCGAAACUGUUUCCCUGCAGAAAAAGUGUCAGGCCUAUGAGCUGGAGUUAAGACGUCUGGCUGAGCAACUCCAAACUCUCCUACCUGCUCCCAUUGUUAACAUCACCAUCAACACUCAGUUCCAGCAGAAGCCAGAGGUGGUGGACACCCUUGCACUUCCCGUCUGGUGCAACCGUAUCUCAGGCAUUGUGAAGAGCAUGUCCUUGCUUCUGAACAACAUCUCAGACAAAAACAUAGAGGAAGGUAUCUGCAAAAUGCCCAAUGAAGAACUGGCGUCAAUGUUCUCAACCCAGCCAGGAAGGCAUAAGGGCAAGCGAGAGAAGAUGGAAAUGGAGAUCCAGCUGUCAGGAGUUUCUGUACGGAAUCUAAGGUCCACCUUUGAAGGUCAGAUUGGGAACAUCUAUCCAUUUUCAGGGAUGUUAAACGUGUCUAAGUCCAAUCCUAAGCAGCAGAAUGUCCCAAAUCCUUCAAAAACAGUGGUUGUCCUCAAUCAAGACCUCAAUCUUGUGAAUGAUUGCAACCUAAAUUGCCAACAUACCACCAGUGAAGAAUCAGCUAAGGUUCUGGAGACCAUCAGCUUGCGUAAAGAGAGAAUUGUUGUCUUGUUCUUGGGACACUGGAAAAAGUCUGCCUAUGCAAUCUCAAAGAGGGCUAAAAUGAAAGAAGAACUGGACACACAGAGAUCAGCUGAGACUUACAUCAAAGGUCACAGUGAUCCGACUCCAGUCCCUCAGUUGACUGAUGGCUCCUUGUAUCAUCUCUACAGACAAAGAACAGCGAUAGACAAAAUGAUUCGGAACUGGAGGGCCAUCAAUUCAGGGGUUCCCUCACGCCAGAUCCGGAACCUCCAGAGAAAAACGGUCACUUAUUCUCCUGAGCACUUCCUCCCUCGAGUAGAUGGUGCACCUGUGCCUUAUGAAAGCUUGACCCUUGACUUGUUCAUGCUGGGGUACUUCCGCAUCCUGGAGCAAGACCUGCCUGCUGAAGAACGCAAAAUGAGACACCUGCUUUGCUUUGAAGUAUUCGACCAUGUCAGGGACUUCCCAUGGGAGACAGUUAGAGAUUUCCAUCAGGCUGUCCUGGGAGACAUAGAGAAUGGGAAACGGCAAUGGAAAGAUGGAUUUGAAGACAUCAAGGCCCGUUUCUUUGGGACAAAAACAAAGGCUCCAGCCAGGAGGUCUUUGAAGGACUCUGAGGUUAGGACAGUUCCUACAGUCAUUGUUGAGGAUGUUGUGCAAGAUGUAGGAAGCCAAAGAGUGGAUGGGGGCACAGACUGGUCAUGUUUUACUAAUGAUGAAAUCUGUAAAUACAUCGACCGUAGCUUUGUUUUCUGGAAGGAGAAAGAAGCCGAGUUGUUUGACUUUGAACAUUAG